Molecule: messenger RNA, 2626 nt
Organism: Hyalella azteca
Lineage: Eukaryota; Metazoa; Arthropoda; Malacostraca; Amphipoda; Hyalellidae
Product: solute carrier family 22 member 5-like
Exons: 12
Coding region: 418-2133 (571 amino acids)
Biological process (GO): transmembrane transport
Cellular component (GO): membrane
Molecular function (GO): transmembrane transporter activity
Source: RefSeq, a predicted model, not a curated record
AUUGUCUUACUAAAAUAAGUUGUCAUACUUACUAUGCCCCUGCAGGAGGAGGGAUAGGAAUAUAAAGAAGGGAGAAAGCGAAGGCACAAGUAUUUGCUGAUAAGGCGGUCGAAUAUAUAAUAGAAUAAAAUAGAUAGGAGCGCAAAGGAAUAGUCACUAAUUCCUAGUGACAAGCACUUACGGUUUGGUUUGGUACUGCUAGUCCAGAAAUCAGAAGGGAGCACAAGCACUGAACAAUGCGAAAAACGUUGCCACGAGGGGCCGGUGUAGAUAAGAAACGAUGAUCAAGCGGGCUCAGAUGAAGUGAUAUUGGAACUCGUGACCACUUGAAACAUUCAAACCCCACUUCAAGUUAGAGAUUUGCACUCCACCAAGGAACAAAAUUUCCGAAACGUGAGGCUUGAAAUAGUGUCUAAAAUGGAAUUGAAAGAUUUCGACACGAUCCUGGAGUCUAUCGGGAGCUACGGCCCUUACCAACACAGGAUGAUGUUCUUUGUGGUCUCAAUGACAUCGUUGAUCAUUGGCUUACAGGUCAGCACCAGGAUAUUCAUAACGAUUGUGCCUGAUCACUGGUGUCAUGUGGAAGGACGGGAGUCCAGCUCCAUGUCAGUCGACGAGUGGAAGAACUUCACCAUUCCAAUAUCCUCGGAUGGUUCUAAAUUUGAAAAAUGUGAACAUUAUGUGAUAUACUGGGAAAAUGACUACACGCCAUAUCGAAGUAACGAGACCAUGAGCUGUACAUCGUGGGAGUACGAUCGUUCUUUGUUGCACGAGACACUGGCUACCACCAACGACUGGGUGUGUGACAGGGAGCUAUACUCGGUGCACAUCAUGUCGGCGAACAUAGCUGGCAGCUGCAUAAGCACCUUCAUCAUGCCCUACCUCGCUGAUAAGUACACUGGACGCAGACAGAUGUACCUGGUCUCCAUCUUCUUCCAUUUUAUUUUUGAGUUCGCCGCAAUCUUCACCUCGAACUUCCCUCUCCAUCUCGUUUGGAGAUUUUUGGCGAGCUGCAGCUUCCAGACCAACUACCAGAUGAGCUACAUCAUCAGCUUGGAGCUGAUAGCCCCCGGCAAGCGCGCCCUCGCAGAGACGCUCUCCUUCGCCGCGUGGACGGUGGGCAUGUGUCUGACGUCACUGCUGGCCUGGGCGGCCGGCGACUGGCGGUACAUCAGCACCGUGUCACUGCUGCUCGACUCUUACAUGUUUGCUGUGUACUGGAUGAUGCCCGAGUCCCCUCGCUGGCUGCUGUCCAAGAACAGAACUCCAGAAGCCACCAAGAUCCUAAUGAAGAUCGCGGAGGUGAACAAAGUGACAGGAGCGAGUGCAGAAGACUUGCAGCAGCAGCUGACUGCUAUAGAGAAGCAGCAACCGGCGGCGAUAACGUUCGCAGAGAUAAGGCGGUAUCCGACAUUUUUCAGGACCGUCAUCUUGCUGUGCUGUAUCUCGGCAGCCAGCUACGUGGUCUACGGGGUGAUCAGCCUCGAUGUGAACUUCAUCGACAACAGUUAUUUCAUGAACUUCUUCCUGCUUUCUCUGAUGGAGUUCCCGUCACAAGUCACAGGCUGGCUCGGUGUGCAAUACCUCGGCCGGCGCCUCUCAGCCGUCCUGACUUACCUGCUGUGUGCCGGCACGUGCUGCGUUGCCGCACUCGUCGGGCAUGAUAAAACAGCGCUGCUGGUGGUGGUGAGUCUGCUGAAGUGGCUGAGCACGUCUGCACUGUUUGGCCUCUACCUGCAAGUCUCGGAGCUCUACCCCACCACGAUGCGGUCUACGGGCAUGGGCGCCAUAGCCGUGUUCGGGACGGCCUUCUUCUCAGCCACGCCAUACAUCAUUAACGCAGACGAAGGCUCCGGAUUCAAAUAUCUGAUGUUGAUGGGCCUGAGCGCCGCCUGCGCGGUGCUGUCCAUUCCUCUGCCUGAGACGCUCUCAAUGCCGCUCCCGCAAACCCUGGCUGAGGCGGACAGCAUCGCCUCGGUCCGGCCUCUCAAGAAACUCAUCCACCACUGGAACGUGAAAAAGUUUACGCCGGUGCCCUUCUACGGGCAAACCUGCAGCAAUGACAAGCAAGUAACGAGGGCGGAAGAAAGCGCCGUUCAGGAACUCGCUCGUCUCAAGGAGGACCAGGAAUAAAUCGUGAUCGAGUGGGACACAUUUUUAAUAGAAAGCGACAGAGAUGGACUGAGUGCGUAAUUUCGUUUGUUUAAAGAAUGAGGUUAGUGAGUUGCUGGUCAACUGAAAGCUCCAAUGGAAUUCAGUAAAUUUUGAGAAGAGCUAACAAAUAUAUGAGUUCAGUCUGUCGGAAUUAAACAGAUAAAGGUGUUCGCAGAUUAUUAUACACCUGCAAGAGGUUUAGACUGAUACUCGCUCAUUUGGGUGUCUUUAAUUUUCGGUAUAUGAUUGCAAAAGUUUUCACAAUUUCAAAAAUCGUAGUAUUAUACGCUCCAAGUUUUUAUACCUUAAGUAAAUCCUGAUCGCUCACCGUUAUUGAGACGGAAUUGCGUGUAUGGGCGAGUUUCCGACUCAGGGGCCUUAAACCAUCAGUGCAAUCCGACUAUCUUAAUGUGACCAAUUAAAUACGCUAUUUUUCGCGCAUUUUCUCGUUUAUGGAAAAAAAGCGUUAUUG